Messenger RNA from Penicilliopsis zonata CBS 506.65, 2813 nucleotides. RefSeq lists its product as hypothetical. Gene Ontology annotation, molecular function: hydro-lyase activity. The transcript has 8 exons. The record is from RefSeq and is a predicted model, not a curated record. Bases 7 to 2463 code for a protein of 818 amino acids. Lineage: Eukaryota; Fungi; Ascomycota; Eurotiomycetes; Eurotiales; Aspergillaceae.
GACGCAAUGUCUACAGUGGCUCGGUUGCUCCAGAUCCUCUACCAGACGCGCGAAGUCGCCCAAGACGGUCUCACGGAUGAUAUCCUUGUGGAAGAGCCAGUCCUGGGCCAAGUCCGGCGCGUGGCCGUCGCCCUCGACGAGAAGGGAUACUCGAAGGAAGCGGGUGCCUUGAACACCGUGGUUACGAUCUGCUGUCUGUCUCCUGAGUUUGGGGGUCUCGGGCUCGCUGUCGACAGCACGGUUCUCGCGCCAGAGCAGGAGUCGGAGAUCUUGUUCCUCGUCUCGGCGUGGCUGGAAGCCCUCAAUUCGGCGGACCGAGCAGAGUCGGUGCCGCCGCCGCUUCUGACACGGCCGGCCGGCAGGCGAGGUAUGACGGUCAGCGAAAAGAUCUUUGCCAUGCACGAUGUCGACCAGAAGGGGUGGGUGGCGCCGAGCGAGCUCAUUCGCGUCAGAGUAGAUUGGGUGAUUGCGUCGGAGGCAUCUUGGGGGGGGAUGGAAACCACAUACAACCUCCUGGGAAAGCCAGGAAUCUUUCGCAAUGAUCGGUUCUGGCUCGCGGGAGACCAUGUGGUGGACCCGCGAGUUAAACACGUUCCUCAGGUGAAGGCUAUGAUCGACGCGAGUGAAAGGGCCAAACAUAGCUUCAAAAUGACGGAAUACCAGGGGAUGAAUUAUACCAUCCUCCAUACCGAGUUCUACCGCGAGCGAGUCCAACCUGGUAUGUUAGUGAUUGGGUCUGACUCCCAUACCACUUCGUCGGGGGCGCUUGGUUGUCUGGCUAUCGGGCUUGGUGCUGCAGAUGUCACCCUCCCUCUGGUAAUCGGCGAGACAUGGUUCCGCGUACCUGAAACGGUCAACAUCCGUCUUGUUGGGGCUCCGAACCCUGGCAUCAGCGGGAAAGAUACCGUGCUCUAUAUCUUGCAGCAGCUCAAGAGAAACACCGUUGCCGCAGACCGGGUCGUGGAAUUCACAGGACCUGGGGUCCGGCAUCUUUCUUGUGAUUCUCGGUUUGCUAUCGCCAACAUGACCACGGAACUCGGUGGUAUCACCGGUGUGUUUGUCCCUGAUGAAGCAACAUUCGACUUCGUCCAGAAACGACGGCUAUCCCAACACAAGAAGAGUUCUGUCUACUUCAAGCCCGACGAAGAUGCAGAGUACGCAGAAACACAUGAGAUCGAUCUUGCUCAGGUACGAUCCUUUCUCGCCCGGUAUCCAAGCCCAGACGAUGUAGUUCCCGUUGCACAGCACCAAGGCAUGGAGCUCGACGGCUGCUUCAUCGGCGCCUGCACCACUACGGAAGAGGAGCUGAUCCUGGCCGCACUCGUUCUGGAACAGGGCCUGCAGCAGGGCCUGCGGCCCGUCAAGAAGGGCAAACGGAAGGUCGUCCCCGGUUCUCUACCAAUUCUGCACAAGCUGCGCCAGCUAGGGCUUGUUGAGAUAUAUGAGGAAGCAGGUUUCGAGCUCGGGGUCCCUGGGUGCAGCUAUUGUGUCGGCAUGUCCGCCGACCAGGCCGGUGUCGGGGAGGUCUGGUUAUCUUCACAGAAUCGAAAUUUCGAAAACCGAAUGGGAAAGGGCUCGAUUGGAAACCUGGGAUCCGCCGCUACAGUAGCCGCAUCAUCCUUUGAUAUGAAACUAACCGAUCCACACUCACUACUACGCGCAAUUGAUCUAGAGCGCUGGAACUCCCUUCGAGCUGCGCCAAUCUCUGCUAAAGCCUUGAAUGAAGGCUCCGGCCCAGUAUAUGUUGAACCUAGCGGUUCACCUGCUGUGAAACCAUUUACAAAAGGAACUGCCAGCCAUAUAGAAAAUUUGACGGUUGCCGAGUCUAUCAAUACACGUACUAGAACAAGCGCGGAAGAGCCAUUCCUGAAAGGCAGAGUGAAUCGCCUCGGCGACUUUAUUGACACUGAUGCUCUGGCUCCGGCUGAGUUCCUCGUCACCUGCCCAACCAACGAAGCCAUCGGCGCCCAUUGCCUUGAAUACUCGCACCCUGACUUUCGGCAACGGGUCAAAGAUGGCUUCAACAUCGUCGUCGCCGGCACGGCCUUUGGUUGUGGUUCGUCGCGAGAGCAAGCCGUCUCUGCACUGUUAGGCUGCGGGGUCCAAUGCGUUAUCGCCAAGUCCUUUGCUUUCAUCUUCUCGCGCAACAUGCCCAAUCUCGGCCUCCUGGGGAUCCGGAUGACGGAUCCGGCAUUCUUUGAGGCCGCGCAGGACGGUGCAGAGAUCGAGAUCAAUCUCGACGACAGCGUCGUCCGCAUCAGUGGACAGACUUAUCCCUUUCAGUCCACCCAGAUGGAGAGGGAGCUCUUUCAGCUUGGGGGGAUUGCGUCGGCGUUUGGACAUUUCGGGAAGAAACUCUUCGAGGUCAUGUGUACGCCGAAGAGAGUUGAUUCAAGUCAGUCGGUAGUAUUGGAUUUGAAACCAAAAACUGGAGGGUCGGUUCCCAAAGCGAUGCAGUGGUAAUGAAUCACUAUUCUGUGAUGAUCCGGGUCCAUUCCAGUCUAUAUAGUUAUUCUCUUCUAUCAAGAUGGAUUGCAGAUACUAUACUUCGAAAUUUGGAUAUUAUUAAUAAUUAUGAAUCCCUAAUUCUGAUGAAAGCUGAUGACGAUGGUAUAUCAAAGGAUGAACCUGCAUCCAUACCCCCAUACUAAGGCAGCGAAGCUGGCAGAUGAAUGGCGUCACAUCUAUAAGAAACAGGUGAAGUGAGAAAGGCGGCGAGAGAACAGUAACUAAUGAAACUCACAUCAGGAUAAAUUUAACUAUAGCACAGUAAAUAUAGACCUUUAAGCUAUUAUUCUCUAUGAUAAAAGAAC